AUCUAAUGUGGCACCGCUGAUUAAUUGUUUUCACAUGAGGAGGCAACUCAGUUUUCCACAUUUAAUGUUGCAGAGCAUCAUGUCAGAUUAGUGUGAACAAACGUGCACGCAGCCCUGCAUCUGGACACCCUUAAUGCCGUUUAAUCCCUUUUCUGUCAGCCACCAAUCCCCGUCCACCUACAGCACGCCUUCAGACCAUCUACCCAGCAAUAGUGUCCUCAGGAUCUCCAGGAUAGCUGCGCACGUUUAGUUUCAAGAUGAUCCAAACAACAGAGACAUAAGCUGUCCUGCCAUGUUGAAGACUGACCUUCACCUGCUUUCUAACAGAGCUGGGAUGGAUACAUAUACUCACCAAAAGCGGCCAUUGAUGCGCUCCUGCAGCUUUGGAGACACAACAACUCAAAGCUCUACUUUCCAAACGUUAUCACAAACUACAGACCUGUGCAAGGAAAGGAAGGGAUUGUCUCGAGAACGACGCAAAACUGUUGCGUCAUGCAUCCCUCCUUCUAUGGAUCAGAAUGGAAACUCCACUGAAAAGGAUGUAAACAGGCAAGUGUAUAAAUCUCUCAGUGAGCUGAACACAGAGGAAGUCUGCAAGUGGUUCACCAGUAUUGGCCUGCAGAAAUGUCUCCCUUUCAUCAGAGAGGCUCAGCUGUGUGGAGCAGAUUUAGCCUCAGUGGAUUCAACGACUCUGGACAUCCUGCACAUCAUCACCCUGGAGGACAGGGAGCAGCUACUCUCGGCCAUUUAUAACGAGCUUCACCCUCCGAGCACAAUGACUCGGACUCUUGACUCGAUGCUUGGGCCUGACAAUGUGGAGACCUUCACCGCAACUUUGGCAUCAAUGACCAAGUCCAAGUCCUCUCCACACGUAAGCUGCCUGAGCAUGCGUCAACGUUCUCUCAAACUAAGAAACCCCUCCCAUAACCUCACCGCGUCUCGGACUUCUCAGAUGAUAGAGAUCACAAUUAAUGCGUCAGAACGGAUAGUUCAUCUCAGAACUCCAAAGGAAACGACAGUAGGAAAAAUCAUGGGUUCGUGCUUUAAAAUGCUUGGAAUGACUGAUGAUAAGAGCUCAUUGAUUCUAAAGGAACAUCAAGAUUCACCAGAGCAGCUUUCCCCAGAUCGGCAGAUUGGCUCCAUUCUGACCUCAAAGUCAGAGAACGGACAGCUGGAGCUAUACCUCUGUAAAACGGAUAAGUCCACAAGCCCUGAUUUGCACCAUACCCCUGAAAUCAACAGCACUACAGAAACCGACAGGAGCAACGAAAAUGUCCUGGACAACCACCCAGCUAAAGAAGAGAGGAUCAGGGAAUUAAACCAGCAGGUGGAUUCGCUCCAAAAUGUUGUUCUUCAGGUGCAGGAGCUCCAUCAUGGCCUGGUAGCAUUUUGUUCUGAGUUGAAGACCAUGGACACCGAUGUGAAUGUGGAUGGGCUUGGGUCUGCUGAGCUGAGAGAGAGGCUGGAGGUGGUAAACAGCCAGCUGAUGGAGAAGAGGCAGAACUUUCUGAUCCUCAGAGACAACGUGAACAAUUCCACAGCUCACGGGAACAAACAGUUGGAAGUUCGUCUCCUGGAAAAGAUGAAGCUCAACUGCCAAGUCUUCAAGGAGGAAAUUACCAUCGUGCAUCUCAAUCGGCAGGCUGCUCAUCUCCAAAAGGCUUUGCAGGAAAGCUGUGUUAAGGAGAAGGCUCAAGAAAAGGCUUUGUCUGUUGGUAAUCUCAGCCAGCUGGUGUCCCCUCAGUCCCCGGCCAUGCUGAUGGUCAUACAGGAGAACCAGGGACCUGAUGGUCAUUACGGCUUCACGUGUGGCUGCAGAGAAGAGGGUGGACUGGUCGUGGUGGAGGUGGACAAUUCUCACCUCUGUGUGGAUGACAGAUUGGUGGAAGUGAACGGCGUGUCGGUGGUGAGCUCUACCCUCGAGGAGCUAACGGAUCUGCUGAGUGGACCAAACGCUCAAAUGGUUGUGAUUCGUCGGCUCCCGCCCACCCUGGCUUCCCACCUGUUACAGCAGCCCAUGGUCCGCCCUGAGCCUGCUGAAACACUUUGCCCCAAAAGGGAUGCGGUCACCAUGGAAACCCAUCCUCAGCAAUCUGAUGACCUCCCAGGACCAUCGAGGCUUUCUGGAGUGACGUGCUGCUGAGAAUCAGAAAGCCUCUCAGUCAUGUAGUAAUGACUCAAAACAUCCAGAAAUGGACCUGUGGAACAUCUGUGGAUGGAGCUGAAGCAUCUGGAGAUGGAAUCCUUCGGAUCUGAGCCUGUGGAGGGAGUCACCUGUCAACAGGUGCAGAAGCCUCAGUAAGAAUAACAGAAAAACACCUGACAACAGUGAGUGCCUCAAAAAUGUCAGUUUUAGAGUCAUUUUAGUCUGGUUUUUCAUUUCUUUGUCAUUUUUGAAUGAUUAUUUUGUCUGUUUGAACUAGUUUCAGUCACUCUUGUCCUUCAUUCUCUAAACGCGUUUAAUGAAAAGGUGCCAGUGCUUUUGUUCAGAGUGUUAGACCAGUCAUCCAGCAGAGCAGUUCCUGACACACGGAUGGAUUUGCGUGCUUGUGAUGCAACAAAAACAUCAAAAGAACUUUUUUGAUACCGUUCGCCAGCUUUGUCUUUCCAGAAUAGCAUCGCAGACGCUCCUUAACUCAAAUUUUUAAGAAUAAAUAUCUGGAUCUGGGAAUUCCCCAUUCAUCCGGCCUUUUAGGUAUUUCUUCCUCUUCUUAAGUGGCAGUGGAUCACGCUUGUCUGACAGCGAGACAUCACAAGCCUGAGCAAAACCUGACCCAGACCUUCAGGGUCCAUGAGAGCCUGAGAGGAAAAGUGAUGAGACUCGUUUUCCUCAUCAAAUGAUGAGAAAGGUCACAGGUCAGUUACCAGUGCAUUUGAGUCUUGAUGGUUUCCAAGUCAAAGUCAAAGCGAGCUGUGUAUAAUCCCGAUGACGAGAGAGAUGGCGUUUUCCACUUGCCAAAGAGCGCCGCAGGGAGGGAGGAGCGUGCUGCUGGCAAGCUGGAAAUGUGAAGGAUUUAGUCACAGCCAUGAGAAGCUGAACUUCGCUGUGCUUCAACAUGUUCAACAGUCCAAUGACACAGCCGAGUCAUAAGAGUGUUCCUCAAAAGGCUAAACGGUGCAGUGAGACGUUAAUAAAACACACACACACAGCAGCGCAAUAACAGGGUGUGGGCGUGCACGGCCUCAACGUGAC
This is a messenger RNA of Nothobranchius furzeri (turquoise killifish), 3193 nucleotides long. RefSeq lists its product as uncharacterized. The record is from RefSeq and is a predicted model, not a curated record. NCBI's taxonomy places the organism in Eukaryota, Metazoa, Chordata, Actinopteri, Cyprinodontiformes, Nothobranchiidae. Gene Ontology annotation, molecular function: protein binding.